This is a messenger RNA of Aspergillus heteromorphus CBS 117.55, 1004 nucleotides long. RefSeq lists its product as uncharacterized. The coding region runs from base 196 to 846 and encodes 216 amino acids. The record is from RefSeq and is a predicted model, not a curated record. Lineage: Eukaryota; Fungi; Ascomycota; Eurotiomycetes; Eurotiales; Aspergillaceae. The transcript is spliced from 2 exons.
AAAUCCUCCACUCCAGCUGGACUGGACGCCUUUCCCCGAUGAUCCUCAUCGGAGGGAUUCUGCUUUGCGAGGCUACCACCAGCACACCGUUCGGAAACAUGUGGAUGCCAGAAUGGGUCCCUCGAUCGUAUAAGGCCACCAGGUGGGCAGCCGACCCAGGCUGGCCCGAGUCAUGUCAUGCCUCAUGGCUAGCCGAUGUCAGAGCCAAACCCAGUCCCAAGGAUCUCGGACCAAUCCUGCCCAUGGAGCCAACCCUUUCGGCGGUCGAUCCCAAAAGGAAGCGAUGCAUCUGGGACUGGGCGAGAGAGACACGCAGUCUGGUUGCACAAAGGCAUGGGUGACAGGAGCUGCGUAUGUCUGCGUGUUUGGGCGUGCAUGACUCGCAUCCUCGUGCCAGUCCGGGUUUUUGCCUCAGCCACCUACCUGUCAGUGUCAGUGUCAGUGUCAAAGUCAGUGUCACAUCUGUUAGGAACGGUGCCAUCACUAGAAACUCUCUCUCUCUCUCUCUCUCUUCCGUACUCGUUUCCACUCCCACCACCACUACUACUGAGACUUCAGGCAGAACCUCGGUACUUCCACCGCACUAUCGGCUCAGCUACCACGUCGCCGUACUCCCGGAGAUUGGACACACGAUCCCCACUUAUCGUGUGCGUGGUGGAGUCCACAAUCCCAAUGAUCCCAUCCCCCCCCCCCCAUCGCGCAUCUGAAAUCCUGUCGGAUGGCCUCGGUCGGCGGCCAACUGGCCCUGGCCUGGAGAUCACCACCGCCUCCGCGGAGCCAGAGCCACUUGCCAUGCUGAGUGUUUCCCACUCCGUUCCAUCCUUCGGCAUCCGUUGUUCGACGUGAAUGGUCUACGGCUGCUAGUGGCAGCCGGCGGACCCCACUCCAUCCUGCUUUGGACUGGAUAUCUCCGGCCUUGGGCCUGGCGGGGUGGGUCGGCGCGUGGGUGGCCCAUAAGGCCAGCCAUGGAUGGGGGGGUUCUAGGAGGUCAAUAUGGAUGAGAC